Messenger RNA from Scomber japonicus (chub mackerel), 2307 nucleotides. It is a transcript of the gene podn, whose product is annotated as podocan. The record is from RefSeq and is a predicted model, not a curated record. The coding region runs from base 105 to 1868 and encodes 587 amino acids. Gene Ontology annotation, molecular function: protein binding. NCBI's taxonomy places the organism in Eukaryota, Metazoa, Chordata, Actinopteri, Scombriformes, Scombridae. The transcript has 11 exons.
CUGUGUGACUCCUCGCCUGCUAUGGGACAGCCUGUGUUUGGACUGGACGUCAGACUUCAGUGCGUUUCAACAAACGUUCAGAAAGGGAGAGCUCAGCAGUCGACAUGGCCUUUCCCAAGCAUUCCAUCCUACAGGCUCUGAGUGUGCUGCUCUUGGCCUCGGUGUUGGUGCGUUGCCAGGCCCCUCUUGAACCAGAGGAAGAGGAAGAGGAAGAACCAAUAAAGGAGGCCGACAUCACAAUAGCACCAACGAAUACCGACCUAAUCGAAUGUCCGACGGACUGCACCUGCACGGCAGAGGGGGCAGUGGACUGUGCUGGGGUCAACCUCAUAGAGUUCCCCAGCAAGUUGUCCGACAAAACCCGCCAGCUCUCUCUGCAGAACAACAAAAUCGAAGAGAUAACAGUGGAGCACAUUUCCCAUCUGCAUCAACUUGAGACUCUCAACCUUCAGAACAACUGGCUCACCACAGAUGGCCUUGAAGAUGAAGGUUUUGAAAUGCUUGAACAGCUGGCUUAUUUAUACUUGGCAAAUAACAAGCUUGCCUCAGCGCCAAAGGUUCUACCACCCUCUUUGGUCAGCGCUGACUUCGCUGCUAAUCAGCUUACAAGGAUCUUUACGUAUACGUUUGGCCAAAAACCAAAACUGAAGUCUGUGUAUCUCCACAACAACAAGCUAAGUGAUGCAGGGCUUCCUGAUGACAUGUUCAAUGGUUCCAUCUCCCUGGAGAUUCUCACCUUGUCCAGCAACUUCCUGCGGGUUGUCCCCAGUUAUCUCCCCACCUCCCUUUACCGUCUUCAUUUGAAGAAUAACAAGCUGGAGAAAAUCCCAGCAGGGGCCUUUGACCGCUUGCGAAACCUCAGAGAGCUGUAUCUACAGAACAACCUUCUCAGCAAUGAAGGCAUGGACAACGAGACUUUCAGCCAACUUAGCAGCCUGGAGUGUCUGGACUUAUCCAAUAACAACCUGAGCGUUGUCCCUAAGGGUCUGCCUCGCAAUCUAGUGCUGCUACACCUGGAGAAGAACUCCAUCCGCAGCAUCCCUGGGGACGCUCUAACUUCUAUCCGAAACCUUGAGUACCUGCUCCUUCAUAAUAACCAGCUCCGCUCACGUUCCAUCCACCCGGCUGCCUUCCAGGGUUUGAAAAAGCUGCACACUCUCCACAUGUAUAACAACUUGCUGGAAAGGGUUCCCAGGGGUCUCCCUCGGCGGGCUAAGACUCUAAUGCUGCUCCACAACUCCAUUUCUGAAAUUGGCCGCAAUGACCUAAUCCAUCUGUACACCCUGACGGAGCUCAACCUCAGCUACAACCAGCUGACCAGCCCCAAGGUACAUCGCGAGGCAUUCAGGAAGCUGCGUUUGCUGGAAACCCUUGAUCUGUCAGGGAACAACUUUAAAUCGAUGCCCCUCGGUCUUCCUCGCAGCUUACAGGUGCUGGUAAUCAAAAACAACCAGCUGGACACCAUACCAGACCGGGCGCUGACAGGCAUGGAGAAGCUCCGAAAGCUUAUCCUAAGUGAUAAUGAACUGAAACUGAACUCUAUUUACCAGGGAGCCUGGAUGGAGCUAAGUGCGCUCACAACGCUAGACCUGUCUAUCAACCAGCUGUCACACAUACCCUCUGACCUGCCUGAAUCUCUGGAGUACCUUUACCUGCAAAGUAACCGCAUCUCCAGUGUCCCUGCUUCAGCAUUUGAAGGCACUCCGAACAUCAAAGGCAUCUUCCUCCGGAAUAACCGCCUGGCUGUGGACUCUGUGGACGAGAGCUCUUUGUCACACCUGUCCAACUUGCAAGUUCUGGACAUCGGCACAGGAAACUCUGAACUCCACUUUAAAAGAGAUGAGAUGGAGGAGGAGCUGGAAACAUAAGACACACUCAGUUGAACUGAAAUUGGACUGCAUUGUGUCAAGGACAGAAAUGGCUUUUAAAUGGGAAUGAACCUGCGAAUGUCAUUUCACAGGCCCAUUAUUGUGAGUGGCAGAGUCACAUAUUUCUGGUGCAGGAUACCGGAUGAAGUUACUUUAGUUUCCUUUUUGUGGGCUGGUUAGAAUUGCAUAUGUUUAUAUCUGAGCUUUAAUAUUUGUUUACGACUGUUGAUAUAUAAUGUCUGUUUCUGCUUUAUUAUACAAUAUGCAUUCACAAAACUCAAUGUGAAUUUUUCUAUGUAAAUGUUUCAGAAUUAAUGCCAAAAAUUUAAGCAGAGUGAAAACGAACAGAUGUUCACACUGUGUGUGUCUUUCUCUGCUUUAUGUCAUUUUGUUAUUCACUGCCUUCUCCACCUGCCUUAAAUAAGUGAUUUUACUACAA